UGUUCCUCUGAGGUCUUUUGGCUCUCGGAGAGCAGAGCCGCACUCGUGCUGGCAGUCGCGCUCGUGGUAAUGCUGCUCGCUGUCCCCUGGAGGCUGGCCAGCCGUGGGCAGCCUUUCUGUACGGGCUUUGAGACAAGUCGGUACAAAACGACAUGCAACACUCGUCUCUGCUUCUCACUCCUCUUUACUGCCUGCUAAACCUGAAAAAGCAGCUUUGUCUCCUGCCAUCUUGCGCGUUUCUGCUGGUUUUAUUGUUGCCUGAAUUGUUGCUGUUCUCCCUCUCCUUUUCUUCUCUCUGUAAAACCAUGGCCCAUCGGCUGCGGUUUCACUUUGGCUCUGGGCGAAGCAACACAGCCCCUGAAUCAGAGAUCCUGGACCGGGAGAGAGAAGAUGACUUUUUCAUGGCAUUCCAUACUUUGCCAAGAAGAAACAGUCCUCACGCUUUCUCCCGACAUGGAGCGGAUUAUGGAGGGGGUGACAAUCUGCAAGAAGUGAGCUCCUUAAAAAGGAGUACAUCCAUGUUUAUUCCCCAGCUGCUGAACAGCAUUGAUGUGCGCCCCACGAGAAGCUCGUCCAUGCAGAUCUCUCUUCAGCGCAAAGCUGUGAAUGGCUGUGCAGACAAGUGUGCAACCCUGGAAUCUCCCGAGGAAACGCUUCCUUGUGAAUUCUCAGGCUUGAGGGAGCACUCUGCACCCCCUGUUGAAAACCAUUCUUCUCCUCUGGGUGCUUCAGAGGUGACUCCUGAAAAUUCUCCACCCAGGCUGACAGAAGAAUUAGGGCAACAGGUUAAUGGAACUACUUGCUGUAAUCACAGAGUAUUUUGUGCUAUUCCUUCUAAUAACCAGGGUAAGGAUGCUUCAUCAACUGCCCAAGAAGAUGAGGCAAAUGAAGCACCUUCAGGCUUAAACAUAAGUGGUGUGAGGAUUCAGCAUCGGGCUUCAAGUGCAGACGUGCCUCAGGUUACUCUGCUGCCCUUCAGCUCUGAAGCUCCAAAUAACGCUCCCACCCCCGAACCCCGGCGUUGGUCUUUGCAACAUGUGCCGUAUAUGUCAGCAAAUUCAGGGAAGAAGUUCUUUGUGCUCCAGUUGCAGCAGCCACAAUCAAGUGGUACAGGUGCAGGAGGUGAAUAUAACUUUGGCUUUACUGGAACAAAAGGGGACAGGUUGGUCAGGUAUCCUCGGAUACGGCUAGAAAGGAGUACUUCCUACCCCGUCCAGCCACCAGCAGAAGAAAUGGGCUCCACAGAUGGAUUGAAUUCAGAACUGCAUGGAAAUGGCAGGAAUGGGUCUAGAAGCAAUUCAGUAGAGCGGGUUCCUCAGGGGCAGGGAUGCUUGUUUAAAAUCAGACCAGAUCAAAACACGAGGCAGCAGCACUUCAGAAUUCUUGUCACUCGUGGUCCUGAAGAACAGAACCAAGUUGUUGGUAAAGAGGGUCGUGGCACCGCUGGUCCUGCAGCAGCCAGCCCCACAACUAGAGACGACUUCCUGGGCCAAGUGGAUGUGCCACUCAGUCACCUCCCGACUGAAGACCCAGCCAUGGAAAGGCCAUACACAUUUAAGGAUUUCCUUCUGAGACCAAGAAGCCACAAAUCUCGUGUAAAGGGUUUCUUGAGACUAAAGAUGGCUUACAUGCCUAAAAAUGGUGGGCAAGAGGAAGACAACAGUGAUCAAAGGGAUGACUCUGAGCACGGGUGGGAUGUGGUUGAUUCCAAUGACUCUGCGUCUCAACGUCAGGAGGAGUUACCACCUCCUCCACUGCCCCCUGGGUGGGAAGAAAAGGUGGACAACCUGGGAAGGACUUACUAUGUCAACCACAACAACAGGACCACUCAGUGGCACCGACCCAGCCUGAUCGAUGUGGGCUCGGACUCAGAUAACAACAUCAGACAGAUAAACCAGGAGGCAGCCCACAGGAGGUUCCGCUCCCGCAGACACAUCAGUGAGGAUCUGGAACCAGAGCCAACAGAGACUGGAGACAUUCCUGAGCCGUGGGAAACCAUUUCAGAGGAGGCAAGUGCAAGUGGAGAUUCCUUGAGCUUGUCGUUGCCACCUCCUCCUGCCUCUCCGGUGUCCCGCACCAGUCCUCAGGAGCUGUCUGAGGAGCUGAGCAGAAGACUUCAGAUCACUCCAGAUUCCAACGGGGAACAACUCGGUUCUUUGGUUCAAAGAGACCCUUCUUCAAGAUUAAGGUCUUGCAGUGUCACAGACGCAGUUGCUGAGCAGUCUCAACUAUCUCUGCAGAGUGGUCCAUCUAGGAGAGCUCGUUCUUCAACUGUGACAGGUGGUGAGGAGCCAACGCCUUCAGUGGCCUAUGUCCACACCACCCCGGGCCUGCCCUCGGGCUGGGAGGAGAGGAAGGACGCCAAGGGCCGGACGUACUACGUGAACCACAACAACCGAACCACAACCUGGACACGGCCCAUCAUGCAGCUUGCAGAAGAUGGCAUGGUUGGGACAACAGCAAACAGCAGCAACCACCUAAGUGAGCCCCAGAUAAGGCGGCCUCGAAGCCUCAGUUCACCCACAGUGACUUUGUCUGCUCCACUAGAGGGCAUGAAGGACUCCCCGGUGCGCAGGGCGGUGAAGGACACGCUGUCCAACCCCCAGUCCCCCCAGCCCUCACCCUACAACUCCCCCAAGCCCCAGCACAAGGUGGCCCAGAGCUUCCUGCCGCCCGGCUGGGAGAUGCGGAUCGCGCCCAACGGCCGCCCCUUCUUCAUCGACCACAACACGAAAACCACCACCUGGGAGGAUCCACGACUGAAAUUUCCAGUGCAUUUGAGAUCAAAAGCAUCUCUGAACCCUAAUGAUUUGGGCCCUCUUCCUCCUGGUUGGGAGGAAAGAAUACACUUGGAUGGAAGGACGUUUUAUAUAGACCAUAGAAGCCAGGUGUUGAUAUGUGGAGACAUUGAUACCAGAGACUUAGUGCCCUCGUACGAUAAUAAAAUUACCCAGUGGGAAGACCCCAGACUGCAGAACCCGGCAAUUACUGGUCCAGCAGUUCCAUAUUCCAGGGAGUUCAAGCAGAAAUACGACUAUUUCCGGAAGAAGUUAAAGAAACCAGCUGAUAUACCGAACAGAUUUGAGAUGAAGCUACACAGAAAUAAUAUUUUUGAGGAGUCCUACAGAAGAAUCAUGUCUGUGAAGAGACCUGAUGUACUAAAAGCCAGGCUCUGGAUUGAAUUUGAGUCAGAAAAAGGACUCGACUAUGGAGGUGUGGCCAGAGAAUGGUUUUUUCUCUUGUCCAAGGAGAUGUUUAAUCCCUAUUAUGGUCUCUUUGAAUAUUCAGCAACGGACAACUACACACUUCAGAUUAAUCCUAAUUCAGGUCUUUGUAAUGAAGAUCACUUGUCGUAUUUCACGUUCAUCGGCCGGGUGGCGGGCCUGGCCGUGUACCACGGGAAGCUGCUGGAUGGCUUCUUCAUUAGACCUUUUUACAAGAUGAUGCUGGGGAAACCAAUAACUCUGAAAGACAUGGAGUCAGUGGAUAGUGAAUACUACAACUCCUUGAAGUGGAUCCUGGAAAACGAUCCUACAGAGCUGGAUCUCAUGUUUUGCAUAGAUGAGGAAAACUUUGGACAGACAUACCAAGUGGACCUGAAGCCAAACGGGUCGGAAAUCAUGGUGACCAACGAGAACAAGAGGGAGUACAUCGACCUGGUCAUCCAGUGGAGGUUUGUAAACAGAGUUCAGAAACAAAUGAAUGCCUUUUUGGAGGGAUUCACAGAACUUCUUCCUAUUGAUCUGAUCAAAAUUUUUGAUGAAAACGAACUAGAGUUACUGAUGUGUGGCCUUGGCGACGUUGAUGUGAAUGACUGGAGACAACAUACAAUCUACAAAAAUGGUUACUGCCCAAAUCAUCCCGUUAUCCAGUGGUUUUGGAAGGCCGUGCUGCUGAUGGACGCGGAGAAGCGCAUCCGGCUGCUGCAGUUCGUGACCGGGACGUCGCGGGUGCCCAUGAACGGGUUUGCGGAACUGUACGGUUCCAAUGGGCCUCAGCUGUUUACAAUAGAGCAAUGGGGAAGUCCUGAUAAACUGCCCAGAGCUCACACGUGCUUUAAUCGCCUAGACUUACCUCUUUAUGAAUCCUUUGAAGAUCUGCGGGAGAAGCUCCUCAUGGCAGUAGAAAACGCUCAGGGCUUUGAAGGGGUGGAUUAAGGCCCUUCCCCCGCCGGUCCCGCCGCUCGGCUGCGGUUGCCCCGCGCUGGCAGCGCCUCUGGCCGCGCCUCUGGCCGCGCUUGGGCUGACGGAGCGACCCUGCGGCUGCUGCGACCCCAGCUCGGAACUGCCACCCCGGGGGCUCUUCCACGUUCCCACGGCAGGUCACCAACUGCUUCACACGGACUGAUCACAUUUCAGCAGGACUUACUCUAUUUAUGUUGUGCCUCUGUAGGCAAAGACCUUAAUAAAUAUUUUACAUAAUUUCUAAUGACAAUGAAUGGAAUUAAUCAUUUUACAGGUAUAGUAUUACAACUCAUGUUUACUUUUUGAUUUAGACAUUUUCAGAUUUUCAUUACAAUUAAAUAUCAUAUACUUGGAAAAAUGAGCAUUUUUCUUAAUUUCACACUAGACUUGAUGCCAGAGUCAUUUUUCUCAAAGCACAUUUUGAGCCUUUUGUUCCCAAACCACUAGGAAAGUAGGAGAAAGCUCUGUUGGAAAUUUGCUCAACACAGGCUGGAUUAUCAAGAGCAAAUCUUUUCAUGGAGCACAUAAAUAUUUUUCUGUAUCCAGAAGUAAAGACUGGAUGUUGCAUUUUUGUAUAAUAUUAGAAUAGUUACAAGUCAAAGGAGAAUCAUAACUUAGCAUGCCAAAUCUCAUGUUCAAUAAAGAAAUUGCCUCAUUAUUGGUAAUAUUUACGUGUACUACAAAGCAUUUUGGGGUAGGGUUGGCAUUAAUCAUUUUAGGAAAAUAUGCUUAACCCUGUCAUUAUCUUUGUAUAGUGAUUCUUUUAUUAUCCUUUACUCUUUACUGGUUGCAGUAGAGCCAUUUUGAAUGAAACCUGGCACUAUGUGAUCUGGCACUAUAGCAAACAGGUCCGUUUUGUCUCCUAUUUGUAUGCAUUUGCUAACGAUAUCUAAACAACAAUGGGGUUUUUUUGUUUGUUUCUAAAUGCACCAACUCUAAAGGCACUUUAUGUAACACAUGGGAGUCAUAUCUGGUUUUUUAUCAUAAACUUUAAUGUGAUUAUAUUCCUUCUCACUGCACAUGUCUUUCUGGUGCAAUAUCUAUCAAUUGUGAAUUUGGCUGCUGCUGAUGUAUAAAAGAAAAAAAAGAAACAGAACAGAUGUAGAGCUGAGCCUGCAGACAUGUUCCUCAGCAAUUGUUUUUGUGAUUUAUUUUUUUUUUACUUAAUCACAAAGAUUUAUUUAAUAUAUACUAUCUAAUCAAUUUUGUUAUCUAUGACAUGUUGCAUGCUUAAACUAUAAUGUCUGAGUUGCAUCUCUUUCGUGACAGAUUAGAAGUGAAAGAUUUGUAUUUGAUCCACUAAAGGUACACGGUUACAGUCCUGCCAGGGUAGGUUUGAGCAAUUUAAUGUUCAGUUCCCCAGGUUGUGCCCACCUACUUACCUGGAGAGGCUUUUCCUCAGGACCCCUGUGGUGCUCCUGCAGCAGGGUGACACCAGAUGUGGGAAUACAGCUUGUGUGGCCCUUACCUCUGCCCAGCAGCACAGGCAGUGCAGCCUGCAUCCCAGAAUGAGCAGCUGUCCUGCAGAACCUUGAACACCCUAAGGUGGGAAAGGAGGCCUAGUGCUAGGAACGUUCAGCAAAAAAAGUCUGACCAAGCUAACAUGAGGAAGGUUUUGUUACCUGAACAAAGCUCUGGAUUCAUAUGUUUUCUGACAUUCCUUUCUGACCCUUUAAAUUUGAUGAGUGAGCUUGACCAUGAGAAAGUGGACUGUGUGUGAGAUGAUAGAGAAGCAUCCCCUGCCUGUUCUGCUGUGAGGACCCAGCCCCGCAGCAGUAGAACUGUCCUUCUGGUGCUGUCUGCAUGUAACCCAGUGUCAGUGCCCACGGGGGAGCAAGACCACUAAAUCCUCCAUUAUGGUGCCAGAUGCCCUCUGGCCAGCCAGGGCCAUCAGCCCCUGCUAAAAUGUACCACACUCCUGCAACUCAGGUUUUAUGGUUGGUGGCUGUUGAUGGUAAACCCUGCAGCAGAUACACUCCUCUUGUCAGCCAGAAAGUUAAGCUCUUCCAUACUGUGACAGAACCCAGGAAGUUACCUUCAGUUUUGCAAUAAACAAUGAGGCAAAGUGAGCAGCUUCAGCUGUACAAAGCAGCAGCUGCAGAGGAACCGGGUGUUUUGCAGGGGCCUUUGAACACAAAGCUGUAGCCCUACCACUGAGUACCUGAGCUGGCUUCCAGACUUGCAUUAUAGGAGUUCUGGACCUCCUGAAUGAAGCUACAUAUGAAGGAAUCAUUCUAGGAAAAAAGGUGGCUAAUUGUGAUUUACUUAAGACAGCUACCACACAGAGCACAAAUGCUCCAGAGACUCAUCUCAGAGUCUUGUGCCUUUAACAGUACACUCUUGUAUGCUGACAGCUCAGCCUGGUCACCACACAUGGCCCAACAGCAUUUGAAAAUGUUCUCUUCUUCAACUAUUUUUUUGCUUUUGUUAAUAAGUUUAAAUUAUAAAGGUGGUACUUAAACCAUCACUUGUCUGCUCUUCAGAAGCCUUAAGGCCAAUAAUUCAUAACCACUUAAGUCACAGCAAUCUGCAGCUGUCAGCUCCUGUUCAGACUGGGGCUCCCAGCUCUGUGCCAUGUCAGGCUGCAGCCUGUGUAGCACCUGCAAGUGCUGCUUUUUGUCCUCUGCUCCAAUAGUAAAAAAAAAGCCAACUUACCCCAAGAUUGAUCUUGCUGUUGUGUCUGUCAUGCUGACCUCUCCCUCUGCGAAGUCGGAGUGGAAGGCUCAGGAGUGCCAAGAGUGCUGUGAAGUGAACAGAAGAUGCUGCUGUAAGCAAAGGCCCCAGGCAGCCCAUCCCAUGCCCAGCCCCAUCAUCACAGCAUCUGCUGCCUGGGCUCAGGGGGCAGCACAGCUCAUGACAGCACAGGGCCAGGAGCUGAGAAGACAAACAGCCAAGGAGGGGAAGCUGGAGCCUUAGACUACACUUUCAGAGUUAAAAAUAAGUGAUCAGAACCAUGUGAUUGCCAGGGCCAAUUAUCAGUAAGCGCAGUAGAAAAAUGUAGAUUACCAGAUGGGACAGCUUAAAAUGUAUCUUUUCUUCUCUAAUAAAACUCGUCCUUUUGUGUGUAAAACAACAAAGCCAAUAAACCCUGCAGUCUUCACCCAUCUGUUAAGACAUUACACUAAGGGAUGCACAUCUGAAGGCCCCUGGGGCUGUGCAGUAGACACUGGCAGCACAACCCACACUUCCCACUUGUCCCUGCACACCUCCAACAGUCUGUGUCCACCUUGACCCUGUGCUUACUUGGUGGGUUUUGUGCUUUUCUGUAUUACUAUGACAGAGACCUUGCCUUUUUUUGUCCCCCUUUAAUUUUUUAAUAUGCAGCUGUAAAGACACACACAAAGCGUGCAGCUACACACAAUGGUCCGUGUUCCAUUUCUUUCCUUUAACCUGUUGUGUUGGAUCUGAAGCAGUGAGUUUGUCACCACCACACAGCAGUGAACAGGCUGUGGUUCUCAAGACCCAAAUGGAAAACUCCUGACUAUUAUAUUUGUGUUCAGUGGCUGUGAACAUAAAUUCUAAACAAAAUUUAAAACUGAGAUUAUUCAUAUUUGCAAACAUGCAAAAAUGUCAAACAUUCCAGAUCAAAUUCACACUUUAUAUUUUUUUAAUGAGUCACCUCAUACUAGAAGGCUAUUCAAAAUUAUGCUAAACUACCUUAACAUUUAUUUUUAAAGUACUACUUAUAAGUAAUGCUCAUUUUCACAAUUAAUGCAGCUUUAAAGCAGUUGAAUUUGAUACACUGUGGGGAAAGGAUUUGUUUAUGGACAAAGUAGUUUUUUCCAUUUAUUUUCUGAGAAGCAGUGAAAGAAAUUGUAGCUUGUUUUCCUGACAGCAAAAGCUCAAUGUGACAAAAUGAAGUUGUUGUAAUGAAAUGAUGCAACUUAAUUAAGUAUUUAAUAAAGAAUUAUGGAAGCUACAGCAUUUUAUACUUCAAAUAUAUUUGUUGUCUAACUGAA
This is a messenger RNA of Apus apus (common swift), 8143 nucleotides long. It is a transcript of the gene NEDD4L, whose product is annotated as NEDD4 like E3 ubiquitin protein ligase. The coding region runs from base 153 to 4157 and encodes 1334 amino acids. Gene Ontology annotation, biological process: regulation of dendrite morphogenesis; ubiquitin-dependent protein catabolic process. Gene Ontology annotation, molecular function: ubiquitin protein ligase activity; sodium channel inhibitor activity; protein binding. The transcript is spliced from 29 exons. The record is from RefSeq and is a predicted model, not a curated record. Lineage: Eukaryota; Metazoa; Chordata; Aves; Apodiformes; Apodidae.